UAUAACCUCGAUGGACUAGACCUAGCCCAGAUAGGCGCCUUAAAUUCAGCUACGGGUGCUUAUAGCUCAGCAGCCCAGCAUAAUAGUUUCACGUCCUUAUAUAUAUAUUUGUUCUUGCAUUUGGUUCUUUGGUUAUAAAACGGUAAGGCAAGUAACAGCAUUACCAACACGAUAUACACAUAAUACAUACAUAUAUGACAAUUUAUAUCAUUCAAAAAAUAAUAAAUUUAUGUUAAAUAAGCUUCUACAAAUAUUGAAUACAACUAGUGAUAAAUUAUUAAUAUUUUAUUAAUUUUGUGUUAAAUAUAAGUAUUUAUGGUUUAUCACCCAACCAGUUGAUAAAUAUAAUGGGUAACUCAAACCAAUAACACAUAAUUUAUAUAAAACAUAACCAAAAAAUAUCAAAACAAGUUUAUAUUUUCUGUAUAUCUUUUGUAUCUAACCAAUAAUAAAAACAAUUUAAGAUUUCUUUUAUAAAAACGACUAUUUAAAGAAACUAUAAACUACAAAUAAAAUAUUUUGAAGAACCAAAUGUUAAGACGUUAAAAUAAAACAAGAACUGUAGCAGAUAUGGCAGUAGUAACAAGUCGAGCUCGUGUAUAUGCUGAAGUGAAUGUACAUAAACCACGUGAAUAUUGGGACUAUGAAAAUCAUGUAGUACAAUAUGGUCAACAAGAAGAUUAUCAAUUAGUACGUAAAUUAGGUCGUGGUAAAUAUAGUGAAGUGUUUGAAGCCAUUUACAUGAAUUCGAAUGAGAAAGUUGUUGUAAAAAUAUUAAAACCGGUUAAAAAGAAGAAAAUUAAACGUGAAAUGAAAAUAUUAGAGAAUUUACGUGGUGGUGUUAAUAUAAUUACAAUGUUAGCAAUGGUUAAAGAUCCAGUAUCACGUACACCAGCAUUAAUAUUUGAACAUGUGAAUAAUACAGACUUUAAAGAGUUGUAUCAAACGUUAACAGAUUUUGAUAUUCGUUAUUAUAAUUAUGAAUUGUUAAAAGCGUUGGAUUUUUGUCAUAGCAUGGGAAUAAUGCACCGUGAUGUAAAACCUCAUAACAUAAUGAUUGAUCAUGAAAAUCAUAAAUUACGUUUAAUUGAUUGGGGUUUAGCUGAAUUUUAUCAUCCUGGGCAAGAGUAUAAUGUACGUGUUGCAUCCAGAUACUUUAAAGGACCUGAAUUAUUAGUGGAUUAUCAAUUAUAUGAUUAUUCAUUAGAUAUGUGGUCUGUUGGUUGUGUGUUAGCAUCAAUGAUAUUUAGAAAAGAGCCAUUUUUUCAUGGUCAUGAUAAUUUUGAUCAAUUGAUACGUAUUGCAAAAGUAUUAGGAACAGAAGAAUUAUUUGAAUAUUUAGAUAAAUAUCAUAUAGAUUUGGAUGCAAAUUAUAGUGAUUUAAUUGGACGACAUUCAAAAAAACGUUGGGAACGUUUUGUACAUAGUGAAAAUCAACAUUUAGUAUCACCAGAAGCAUUGGAUUAUUUAGACAAAUUAUUAAGAUACGACCAUGCCACAAGAUUGACGGCAAGAGAAGCAAUGGAGCAUCCAUAUUUUGCUCCGUUAAUUGAAGCAGCUGAUAAAUUAUUUCCAAGUGUACGGCGUGUUAUAUUUAAAUUUGUUCAUUAUUUAAUUGGCUUAAUUGCAUUUAUUAUUGGAAUCGUAUCUACUUAUUAUGAAUGUCCGUCCGAUGAUUUAGUGGUUGUUCUCAUAUUAAUUACAAUAUUAUCACUUUUGAAUUCAUUUAAAUCAUUAUACACUACAACAAGAUCAUUACUUUAAGCAGGGAUAUCCGGAGACAAUAAAACGCAGACAAUAUUAUUAUAUUUGUUCCAUCAGGGAAGCCAUAAAGUUUCUGGUUCAAAUAUCGUACGUCUCCAUCGAGACAACUAUCAUUCGAGCAACCUUAACUUCUGUACUGCAGUCUUAAACACACCGUAUUCAGACACGUGCCUAACUGAGUCAAAUAUUUAGAUUAAA
Chrysoperla carnea is the source of this 1962-nucleotide messenger RNA. Its product is annotated as casein kinase II subunit alpha. The transcript has 5 exons. NCBI's taxonomy places the organism in Eukaryota, Metazoa, Arthropoda, Insecta, Neuroptera, Chrysopidae. Bases 571 to 1764 code for a protein of 397 amino acids. The record is from RefSeq and is a predicted model, not a curated record. Gene Ontology annotation, molecular function: ATP binding; protein serine/threonine kinase activity. Gene Ontology annotation, cellular component: nucleus; protein kinase CK2 complex; cytosol. Gene Ontology annotation, biological process: protein phosphorylation.